CUUUCUUCUGAGAAGAGGAGGAGGAGGAGACGGAGAAAAAUGGCCCUUUCGUUUCUAAAGGUGAUAUCACAGGAGUCAGUGAAAUUAAGAGAUGUGGCUGUGAUCUUUUCUCCGGACCAGUGGGCUUGUCUGAACCCUGAAGAAAGACAAUUGUAUAAGGAUGUGAUGCUGGAUAACUGUGAUUAUCUCGUGUCUUUGGGACACUGGACUUAUAAGGCAGAAGUGAUAUCCACUUUGAAGAAAGGGAAGGACAUCUGGAUGAUGGAGAAAGAGGUGAUGAGUGCUCCAUGCCCAGCAUGUCAGCCAGCAUUGGUGAAUUAUCAUGCCCUUAAUGAAUCUGAGACUAUCAUCAGACAAAGCUCUCACCGUGCUAGGUAUCAAAGAUUGUGUAGUUUUGUACAGCAUUAUGAAUGUGAGGACUGCAGCAUGGCUUUCAACCAUAUCACCCAUCUUACCAGACAUCAGGGAAUUCACAAGAUAGAGAAAGCCCCCAUACAGGGUCAAAACACAAAGGCCUUCAGGCAUUGCUCAUCAUUUACAGUCUUCCAAAGAAUUUAUAUUCUAGAUAAACAUUUGGAGUGUAACCAGUGUGGUAAAACCUUUAACAGCACUUCAAAGUUUAUUCAACACCAGACUGUGCACAGCGGACUGAAGCCAUACAAAUGUGGUGUGUGUCAGAAGACCUUCAGGUUUCUCUCUUCCUUUAACACACAUCAGAGAUUUCAUGUUGGCAAGAGACCAAACCUGAUUCUCCAUCAAAAAUCUCACACUCGAAAGAAACUCUUUGCCUGUAAGUCUUGUGGAAGGGCCUUUGACAGUUUCUCAGAAAAAGUGCAACACCAAAAGAUUCAUGUUAGAAAGAAAUAUUACACAUGUAAUUAUUGUAAAAAGGACUUCAGACCAUACUCAAAAUUUAUCUUACAUCAAAGAGUUCACACUGGAGAGAGACCCUACAAAUGUAAUGAUUGUGAUAAAUCCUACAAAAGCAGUUCAAAUCUUAAAAAACAUCAGAAAAUUCAUACUGGAGAGAAGCCCUUUUCAUGUGAUGAAUGUAAAAAGACCUUUACCCAGCUCAUAGAUCUUCAACGUCAUCAACACAUCCAUACUGGAGAGAAACAUUACAUAUGCAGCAAUUGUAAAAAGACCUUUGUUCGUUUCUCAGAUCUAACUCAACAUCGAAGAACUCAUACUGGAGAGAGGCCAUACCAGUGUAAUGUUUGUGAAAAAACCUUUAAAUAUUACUCAAAUGUUACUAAACAUCAGAAAAUUCAUUCUGAAGAGAGGCCCUUUACAUGUAAUGAAUGCCAAAAGACCUUUCGCUAUUGCUCAGACCUUAAUCGACAUAAAAACAUUCAUACAAAAGAGAAACUUUAUAAAUGUGAUGAAUGUCAGAAGGUAUUUAACAAUAACUCCAAUCUUAAUAAACACAAGAAAAUCCAUACUGGAGAGAAACCUUUUGUAUGUAAUCAGUGUAGAAAAGCUUUUAGCUUAAACUCAAAACUUAUUCGACAUCAGAAAACUCAUGAUAAAAAUAAACCCUAAAAAUGCAGAAAGGCAUUUAAAAAGCACUUACCUUUGGGUUCAAUUCCUAAUUCUAGCAAAAGGGAUCAAAGAUUUUUAGUCAAAGCCCAAUUGUGUGUGAAACAUUUGAGAACUAGAAAUAUGUAUGUAGUGAAGAAACCGGGAGAUGUGAUUAGAAAUGUAUUUUAUAUAUUGUAUUGACUUGAUUCUUUGAGCAAAAAAUGACUAAACAUAUUCAACCGAAACUUGAAAUUGGAUAAGGCUGUUCCUAGCAUGAGAAGUAGGCUAAGAGGUGGAGGGAAAAGAACACUCAUUUUGUCUGUUCAUCUGUUUUCACUGGAUGAAUAAAAAGCAUAUUUUCAAUGGAGGCAGCUCUCUAAAGAUGUAAACUUUUGUAGGGAGAUGAUGCAACCCUAAUCCAAGCAUAAAUAAGGAAAGCAAAAGCCUUCUCUUUGGAAUUGAACUAUCAGAAAAGAAGAAAUUUUGCCAUGGACAGUGGAAAAACAAAAUGCUGAUCACGAUCAGAGAAGCUAAAAGAUAGGGUUAAGAGGGUAGACACGAGAGGUCUAAAGGUUACUGGUUGUGGGGGGUGAUGGCUUUUGCCAUUAGUCUGAAUGGACAGAACUCUAGAACACCCAGCUUCCCUGAAUAGUUAGCACCAUCCUUAGAUGUAUCUAGAGAACCACAAGGAGAUGGACAAAUUGCACCAAUUAUAGUUAGAUUCAGGACACAGAGAAUCUAUUGUAGGAUUAUUUGAAAUAUGUGGAUUUCCUGUAUGCUUUAAUGAAUAAAUGCUAAGUCUCCUACUAUAUGCUAA
Canis lupus familiaris (dog) is the source of this 2338-nucleotide messenger RNA. Its product is annotated as putative zinc finger protein 840. Gene Ontology annotation, biological process: regulation of DNA-templated transcription. Lineage: Eukaryota; Metazoa; Chordata; Mammalia; Carnivora; Canidae. Bases 40 to 1542 code for a protein of 500 amino acids. The transcript is spliced from 4 exons. The record is from RefSeq and is a predicted model, not a curated record.